Messenger RNA from Etheostoma spectabile (orangethroat darter), 1048 nucleotides. RefSeq names its product zinc finger protein 239-like. The record is from RefSeq and is a predicted model, not a curated record. NCBI's taxonomy places the organism in Eukaryota, Metazoa, Chordata, Actinopteri, Perciformes, Percidae. Gene Ontology annotation, biological process: regulation of DNA-templated transcription. Gene Ontology annotation, molecular function: RNA polymerase II cis-regulatory region sequence-specific DNA binding; DNA-binding transcription factor activity, RNA polymerase II-specific. The annotation marks the transcript as partial. The transcript has 2 exons.
GAGGAGGGCAAGAGCAAGAGGAAAGGUGUCAGGGAGGCCGCGGGAGACUCAGAGGAGCGAGGGAGCAAGAGGAAGAAGGAGGAGAAACAGAGAAGAGGAGAGGGACCAAAAUGUCACCACUGUCAACACUGUGACAAAUCAUUCACAAGAUCUGGAACUUUAAAGAUUCAUCAGAGAGUUCACACUGGAGAGAAUCUACACAGCUGUGAUCAAUGUGGGGCAGCUUUCACACUGAAAAGUUACCUAAUAAUACAUCAACGCAGUCACACUGGAGAGAAGCCGUACAGCUGUGAUCAAUGUGGUAAAACCUUUUCUAGGAGGGAUAGCCUGGUAGUCCACCGACGUGUUCACACCGGAGAGAAACCGUACAGCUGUGAUCAAUGUGGUAAAACCUUUGCCAUAAGGGGUCACCUAGUAAUCCACCGACGUGUUCACACCAGGGAGAGACCGUACCGGUGUGAUCAAUGUGGGAAAACCUUUACUGAGAGUAGUGGCUUUAAGCGUCACCAGCUCAUUCACACUGGAGAGAAGCCGUACUGCUGUGAUCUAUGUGGGAAAACCUUUACUCAUAAUAAGGACGUUAAAAGACACCAGCUCAUUCACACUGGAGAGAAGCCGCACAGGUGUAAACACUGUGGGAAAACAUUUUCUCAGAUUGGUCGCCUUAAAGCUCACCAGCGUGUUCACACCGGAGAGAAGCCGUACAGGUGUGAACAAUGUGGGAAAAGUUUCUCACGGAGUUGUCAGCUUAAAAGACAUCAACGCAUUCACACUGGGGAGAAGCCGUACAGCUGUGAUCUAUGUGGUAAAACAUUUUCUUGGACGAGUAGCCUAGUAGUACACCGACGUGUUCACACCAGUGAGAAGCCAAAAUAGUCUAAACAAGUACAUUAGCUUUAAAUAAGCAAAACUACAAAGAGACAUAUGAAAGUGCAGCGUCAAGAAAAAACAAACAAUAACUACAGUUGGGUUCGAAAGUUUGGGCACCCCAGGUAAAAAUGUGUAUUAAUGUGCAUAAGGAAGCCAAAAACAAUGGAAAAAUCUUCAA